Molecule: messenger RNA, 918 nt
Organism: Calliphora vicina (urban bluebottle blowfly)
Lineage: Eukaryota; Metazoa; Arthropoda; Insecta; Diptera; Calliphoridae
Gene: spn-D
Product: spindle D
Exons: 5
Coding region: 36-857 (273 amino acids)
Biological process (GO): meiotic DNA recombinase assembly; DNA repair; reciprocal meiotic recombination
Cellular component (GO): Rad51B-Rad51C-Rad51D-XRCC2 complex; Rad51C-XRCC3 complex; replication fork
Molecular function (GO): ATP binding; four-way junction DNA binding; crossover junction DNA endonuclease activity
Source: RefSeq, a predicted model, not a curated record
UAUAUACAAAAUAUAUUUCAUACAAUUUUAGCUAAAUGUUUAAGACGACAGCCUUUGAAGUUUGGCGCCAUGAACAGGAAUUACCCAAGUUAAUUACAUUGAUCAAGGAAUUGGAUGACAAUUUGGCUGGCGGUUUACCUUUGGGUAUUGUCACAGAAUUGUGCGGAGCUCCUGGAACUGGUAAAACACAAUUCUGUUUGCAGCUGUGUUUAAAUGUUCAAUUUCCGGAACAAAUGGGUGGUUUGGGUGGCAAAGCUUUUUACAUAGACACCAAUCAGGAUUUUUCACCAUAUCGUUUGAAAGAAUUAGCUGAAGACAUGGAACAACGUUUUCAACACACUUUUAAGAAGCUAUACUCCAAUAUAGCAUCACCCUCAGCAUCCUCCCAAAUUCACAAUUUUCAAGCCGGCAAUUUAUUAAAGAAUGUUUCGUAUGUCUACUGCACCAACUACACAGAUUUAAUGGCCAUCAUACACAAUUUUCGUAAUAUUUUCAAAGAAGAUCUUAGAUUUAAACUCAUCAUUAUUGAUUCGUUUUCAUUUUGCAUACGUCAGUUGGAUGAUGUUAAACUGCGCACGCGUAUAAUUUAUGAAAUUUUAAAUGAUUUACAGAUUCUGGCUGUGGAAUACAAUGUGGCGGUCAUAAUCACCAAUGAAUUAACCACCCGCCACAUAGACAACAACUGGAUUGUGGCACCUGCCCUGGGAGACUCUCAUACCCAUAAAAUUAAUCAAAGAUUGAUAUUAUCUCAGGAAGCUGAUAAAGAGCAUCGUGUGGUGUUGAUUGAUAAAUCGGUUUUAUGUGAUAAAAUCGCUGUACGUUUUAAGAUAACAUCAAAUGGCAUACGCAGUAUAUAACAUCUUGAAAUAAUUGUUAAAUUUGUAAGGCAUUGCAAACAAGUUAUAAGAUGGAGGGAGG